AUGUCGCAGCCCGGUGCCGGCGCCGUCGCGGCGACAAAUCCCUCCCCUUCCCCUUCCCCGGCGCCCCCGCCGCCGGUGGUCGAGUGGCCCGAGGGCGGCGCGCUGACGCGGGGCUGGGCGGCGGCGCUGGCUUCGGUGGCGGAGGACGCGACGAAAUUAAGACUGCGUCCGCCGCCCGACAGCCUCAUCUUCCUGCCUGCCGGCUGUUUUGCUUGCCCAUGGGAGGAAGGACACGGAUGCACGGCCGUCCAGCGCUGCUGGCCACCUUCACGACUGAGUAGGCACCGCUGCCACCAGGAGCACUCUAUAUGCGCAGCUGAUAAAGCUCCCGAAGAAUCCCUCAAGAAGACCAUUGAAGUGGACAGGCUGAUUGAUAUGCUGAGGGAUGCAAAUCCUAGAGUGGUGGUGCACUGGAGCUGAAUCCUGGAGUUGCAACUUCUCAUGCCCUUCAAACUAUUUUUCGAGUUUUGUUUCUUGUAGGCCACAUGCCAUCCUAAUCAAAUCUCAAAGCUCGAACUGUGCAGUUGAAAGCUCGAAGCUGGCUGAUUACAAAUGGAGCAAUUCAAAUGUCAGAGUAUAAAGUUAAUCAAGUUAGAAUCAGAAAUAGAUGUGUGUUGUACUUUAAUGUGUGUGCUGGUUUUUGAUAG
Molecule: messenger RNA, 647 nt
Organism: Panicum hallii
Lineage: Eukaryota; Viridiplantae; Streptophyta; Magnoliopsida; Poales; Poaceae
Exons: 4
Coding region: 1-420 (139 amino acids)
Source: RefSeq, a predicted model, not a curated record